Mesorhabditis belari is the source of this 825-nucleotide messenger RNA. Lineage: Eukaryota; Metazoa; Nematoda; Chromadorea; Rhabditida; Rhabditidae. The record is from the annotation of a GenBank genome assembly.
AUGGAAGAAGAUGCCCUGCGAGCGAUAUCUGGACACUCUAAUUCUACCAUUAGCACCGUCAAAAGCCAGUUUCUGCUUCCUUUGGAUGCAGUUGUUUCGUUGAGCUAUGAAGUUAACGGUCGUCAGAAAGGAUGCGAAGUGAAUGAAGCCGGCACGACGUUUUUGCUUCCGGAUGGAUGGCCCGCUAUCCAGUUUUUCGUUGACUCGAAUAAGGCACCUUCGCGCCGGGAAACUCCUGCUGAUAUCGAAGCACAAUUUUCGGACUACAAACGGGAUCCUGAAUCGCCCUACGUUAUUGAUGAGAAACUGGCGAGCGAACUUUGCAACCGGCUCUUCUUUGCUCCUCGAGGACAAAAAGCUCUACGAGGUCCUUACGAGGAAACUUUUGCUGUAAAAGAUGGUGUCAUUGACGGUGGUUGCGUUUCCCCAAUUUCACCGAGAGCUGCUGUGACAUUCGCACACAAAUCGCAUGGAAUUCUUCGCGAGUAUGACGAAGGACAAGAUGAUGAAAUUAACCAGCACAGCCUUGUGGAAAUAAGAAACUGCCAAAAUCACAAUAUUCGACACAUCAUGAAGGUGAUUGUCGUCGACGCUCAUCAUGACUUUGUAUUACUUUUCUCAUUGAACGGAAGCACGAUUUUUGAGGAUUAUCCGCAUGCAGCGCACGCUUCUUCUAAUCCAGCCGAUACGUGGAUUUCUCCUGGACAUCUUAUCUGGGGAGCCUAUCAAAAGUAUCUCGUGCAGCAUGGCUUUCUACAACCUCGUGCAGAAAGGGAGUUAGGUGGACGGAAACCAAAGCGUCGAGCCAUCGCCAAAUUAAAUGUG